Exophiala xenobiotica is the source of this 1731-nucleotide messenger RNA. RefSeq lists its product as uncharacterized. The transcript has a single exon. Bases 132 to 1520 code for a protein of 462 amino acids. Lineage: Eukaryota; Fungi; Ascomycota; Eurotiomycetes; Chaetothyriales; Herpotrichiellaceae. The record is from RefSeq and is a predicted model, not a curated record.
ACAAUUCAUAGAACAGCACACGGCACGCUUUCGGAGCCGACAGCGAACAGAGGGCUAGUCAGGUACAUCAGACCCCCUUGUGUGCGUUCCCAAAGCGUCGGUGCACCUGGUUAGAAUCACAGCGUGCCGAGAUGGUGACCACAAGACUUCAAGAAAAGCUGGGCCACGAGACGCCCAACUCAUCCGGGAUUGAGAACACAUCCAGCGCGAAAGGGUCCCCAUCAGUGACCAGAGCUUCGAAAGGGCGCGGCACUCCGAGGAAAACAGAAUCCAAGAGCGCAACGGCUUCCAAAUCUUCUCGAGUAACCAUAGAAAUCGGGCCAUCGCCACUAGCCCAGCACGCGACGCCGGCGGCAGAUGACAAGAAAGAACUACCCGAGCGCUUAAAGUCGCCCUCAACGUUCUACACGCCCGGCAAAACUCCAGCGAACAAGAGAAAGCGUUUCGCCAGCGACGAGCCGGAGGACUCCAUACUCGAAACGUUCAAGACGCCGGCGGAGUAUCCCCGAACUCACAACGAAAUCCCCAGCACCGAAGACGAAGAUGAUGACGAUGAUGCUCCCGAGGUUCUCAGCAGCAAAGCAACUCCUCAGAAGGCCCGGGGAGCGCCAACUCGUGCUGGCCGCGGCAGCGGUCGUAAACGAAGAAAGGCAGCCACAGACGUCGCUAACGACGCGAGCAUUAUACUCGAGUCCGACACCGUCGACGUGGCAAGAACACAGCCGACGCUGGAUGAGGCACUGGCAGAGGCCGAAGCGGAAGUCAACGAGGGAGUCGCGUCGGAUGCCACUGCUGUAGGUGACCAGGUCGAUGCUACCCAUAUACCUACUACCACUACCAACCCGCCCCUGGAAGAGACCAAUGCCGCUACAUCGCAUGAGGCGGCAUCGGCCAGUGCAGAUACCUCCGCAGCCGUGGACUCUGUCGAUGACCCUCAGAGCACAAGUCUGGAAGAUCGUCCCGAGGCUUUAGAGGAUACCAUCACCGUCAAGUCUGUACCUGAAGCGGCGGACAUGGAUUGCCAGCGCAAAACCGCAGCAGAUGCCGACAAGCUUGAAAGUACGGAAACACCAGACGAACAUCUGUCCAGUACGCCAGAUAGUGCUACGGUACCUGGACCUGAAGCUGAAGCUGAACCCGAACGCGAAACCAAAGUCCCAGCUCCUUCAUCAACCAUCACACUGCAAGAACCCAGCGACUCAGCGCCCCUCCCAGAACCAUCGGCGACGAACCCAACCACGACAUCCCUCUCGUCAGAACACAUCCCGACCUCGGCGAUCAGAACCACCGCCCAAAAACCACAAUCCCAAUCCCACUCGAACCUCAACAAAGCCAAGUCCGCAAAGACCUCGUCAAUCUCGACCCGUCAGCAACCCGCCUCGGCGCUACUUCACGAGCAUCUUCCAAAACCGAAGCCGACCUCCUUGCACGACUUCCGCAGCCGUCUUCUCAACCGACAUCCUCGCACUACCAAUUUCGGACCACCGGGACAUAAGAGGGUCAAGUUCGUGGGUGCCUGAUAAGACGCAUCACCACCGAUCAGCUGGGCCGGCAACUCUGGUAUAGGUGUGAUCCUCUCCCGUGGAAAGGCGAUGCGCAAUGGUCUUUGGGGAGAGCUUUCUUUUUCAUUUGCGAAGUUUGACGGUUUCGGUCAUUGCACUAAGCCAGCUGAAACGCAUCCAGCGCUUGGGGUAGGUAGUAAUCACUCUGGACAUUCAAGGUAUAUUCAUC